AUGGAGAGUAAAACGUACGCGAAUCUGCUCUUUCCUGAGUUAGCCACUUUCGACAACGGGGACGCACUCCUGGACUCAUCGGACGAAGACAAAGACAAGGAGCGGCCCCUUGGGGAGUCAACAGUUCAGAAACUGAUAGGGGACGAAAGGCAUGAGGAAGUUGAAAUUCUCGUUGCGCGUGGGCAGAAACUCACCACCCUAGACACGGCAAAAGGCGCUUGUAACUGGCAGGCCUUCAAAGCGCUGUCAUCUCUCUCGCUUUCUCACAACAUGAUAACGGACAUCACGCCUCUUCUGGUCCUGGCGCCAACACUGACAGAUGUCAACCUUUCCUUCAACAGAAUUACGGAUCUCUCGCCUAUCUUUUCCUGCAAGGCUCUCCGCCGUCUCUGGGCCGCGCACAAUUUCGUUCGUUGCAUUACGGGAGUUCGGAAUUGUCAACGUCUCGAAAUUUUGAGUCUGUUCCAGAACUGUCUUCGCGGGCCGUUCUCUUCUCUCGCGAACGAAAUCUCUCAUCUUCCCUGUCUCCUCGAACUUGACCUGGACGCGAAUCCGUUCAUCUCCUCGGCUGCAUCAGCCGACGGCGAGCCUACUGAUGGAGAAGGGGAACCCCCUGGAGGGACAAGUUGCGGUCCAGAAAAAGAAGACCGACGAAACCACUUUGCACAGGAAGGCGCAAGGAAUGGAUCCCGUUCUUCUUCCGCUGUCUCCUCCUCGCUCCAAGACUCAAAGGACAAGCUUGAUCUGCUGCUGCAGUGUUGCCCCACACUCUGCCGGCUUGACGGCGUCCCCGUUUCUCGCCUCAAGAUCCUCACGCAGGAAAAAAGUUCCGAUACCAAAGCCCUUGCCUGUAGUUCCAAACGACGAAGAGAGCAAGAGGAGGCCUCUGAUCACGGAUAUCGGUAUGCCUCGUCGCGAUCGCCUCGUCACGGUCUUUCGCCGGGCAGCCCCGCAAAAUGCCCCCGCCUUGAGGCGCAGACCCCAGAGGCUCGGGAGUCCCUCGCCACUCACGUCGCCUCUCGCCGAGCGCGUUUCGCCUCUCGAGAAGCAGCCAGUCCCGCCGACAGCUUACGAGCCGAACCCGGGGAUGAGAGCGACACAGCAGAGGAGUUUUUCGGAAGUGGACCCGAUGAACACCUCGCUUGGGAGGAGGUCCCCCAGGAGGCCGAGCAACCGAGCCUAGCGUCGCUCAAAAGAACUGUGAAGCUGCUGAAACAAGAAAACCAAAACAUGUACGGGCUGAUGGAAGAGAACGCGCGCCUGCGCAUGGAGCUUCGCUUAGGUCCCACCAGAUUCCUCAAGGCCUGCGCGAGAAGAAACGUGCAGCUGUUCUCCCAAAGUCUCGCCGCGCGCCCUCCUACCCCCACGCCCGCAAGCACUGCGACGGCUCUGCUGCCUCAGGACGCGCGUCCGUACCACCUGCCGCUUGAGACCAGCAACCGAACUGCCGAAGCGCGCUCUGUCUCUCCCUCUGUGGCAGAAGGGGAAUCUCGACCGCCGCAUCUGCCGAGAUGCAGAGGGCGAGAACCUUAUAUCCGAAGCAGAGACGGCGGUGAGCAAGAGACAGAGAAGGGAGACGCAGAGCCGAGCGAGUAUCCAGUGGACGAAGGCGAAAGCGAGCAGAUCGUGCGAGAGAGAGAAGAGGACGCCCAAGAGCAACGAGAAGCUAUGGAAGCAGAAACAGACAUGUUGCGAUGGGAAAACGGCGUCCUAAGGAAGCGGCUCGAACGUCUUGUCGCUUAUGUGGAACUCCUCAGACAGGACUUGGAUGCUUCGAGACGGACAAGGCCUGCGUCCUACCCAGAGCAGAACCAAGACUCCUCCGCUUUCCGUGGAGCCUCCAACAACGCCCGGCACGCUUCCAACGCUUCUUCUCUCGUCGGGAUGUCAGAAAGAGGCUCGUCUGCUUGCGCCUCUUCGCCUUUCUCGCGCCCGCGUGUUGCCCCGCAUCUUCGCGGUUUUGAGGCUCGAUCGACCGAAGAGACGACGGCGGCCCCGCUGACCGAAGACGACGAAUGUCCUUCGCCGUCCACGCUCUUUGCUCUCCUGGCCGAUCCUCCCGCGACCAAGGCCGUCGCGCUGGCUUCGAAGGCUUCCCUCGCCUUGGCGAGAACUGCGGCGGAGGACGCGUCUCGCGAAAGCGAGACACAACGAGACUGCGGGCACAGCGCCUGUCUCCCACAGCCGACGAAAGUGAGACACGUCCCGAGUGAAGGGAAAGAGCGAGAGGGCAAGAUGACAGCCUUCCAGCGGGAGAGGAGCGAAAACGCAAACACAGAACUGAGCCUGCGAGCACGGCGCGGUGACGCAGAAGAUGGCGACACAGAACAAGGCGAAGGAGGGAGAAAAGAGUGUGAGAAAAGAGAAGAUAAUGAGAGCGGGGCUGUCGGAGAGAAGAGCGCCGACGCAGACCUUGAGGCCUUGCUCAAGCGAAACGAAGAAAACCUGAAGGCUCUGCGCCAGGACCUCCGAGAGACAGAAAAAAUACUUUCGCGACCGGCUUCCGCCGCGUCGACAGGCGUCCCUCUUCGGUCUCGCCACCGCUCUUCUGCCCCGUCGUCAUCUGCUGCUGUGCCGGGCACGCCGCCUCGUCAGCCAGCAUCUGCGUCUCCAUCUGCGCCUUCCCUGCCUCGCCUCCCAACGUCUCAGGGUGCAAAGAAAUCCGCUAAGCUCGACAAAGCUGCCUCUCUCUCUUCCCUAUCUUCGUUCUCUUCUCUCCCCUCCCACUCUUCUCUUUCUUUUGCUCCGCUUGCGUCGCCGCUGUCAGCUCGGCCUCUGCAGACUGAGAGUGGCGAGGCGGCGCGCGCAGGCCUCUCAAUGCGCCUGUCGAGGCGUCUGUGUCCACCAGCCUCGGGCGCCGAGAAAGAGUCAGACAGGGGAGAGCAAAAGGGAGAGAAGAAGGGAGAGAAGAAGGCAGUUCUUCCUUCCCGCUCGUCGACCGUGCUCUCUUCAGCCGGGAGUCGCCUCCUGAAGAACGUUUCCGGCAGCUUCUCAGACCCGCCUCAGUCGCGCCCGCCGAGCCUACCAGGUGUCCGAAAAGCGUCUCCUGCUCCGAGUGUCUCCACCGAUCGGAAGAGCGAAAGUCCUCUUAAAAGCUUGCCGAGAGGCGAGAAAGAGAGAGCGCGGAUCUCACCAGGUUCCACCUCUCUCAACUCGCUCAGCAGCAAAUAUGAACAACCACACGCCUCGGACCAGAAGAGAGCCGCCGCGUCUGUGGCAGCCUACGAUUCGCGUGCCUCUCACUCUUCAGUUUCCUCGCUCGUCUCGAAGAGACCCUCUGUCUCCGGAAACGCAAACUGUGGGGUUGGCAGAAGGCUUUGCAGUCCCUCGCGCGCAGUGGAGCGGCGCGCAGAAGAGAAGCGGGAAGAGAAGGGGAAGCUGUGCAGAUAA
Messenger RNA from Neospora caninum, 3390 nucleotides. Its product is annotated as putative internalin. The record is from RefSeq and is a predicted model, not a curated record. Gene Ontology annotation, molecular function: protein binding. The coding region runs from base 1 to 3390 and encodes 1129 amino acids. The transcript is spliced from 4 exons. NCBI's taxonomy places the organism in Eukaryota, Apicomplexa, Conoidasida, Eucoccidiorida, Sarcocystidae.